GGUAUGGCGCCUGACCUGAAAUACGUUGAAUCGGUAUCACGCGCAAUAGCGGAGCAUGCUCUUGGGCCAAAAAUUGUUGUCGAAAAAAGUACCGUGCCUGUGAAAGCAGCUGAGAGCAUCAGUGCCAUACUGAACGAAGCACAGAAGAAAAAUCCUGAACUCGCAUUUCAGAUAUUGUCAAAUCCGGAAUUUUUGUCCGAAGGAACGGCAAUUGAAAAUUUGGCAAAUCCGGAUCGUGUUUUGAUUGGCGGUGAAAGUUCACCAGAUGGUCUAGCGGCUAUGGCUCAGCUGAUACAAAUCUACGAGCACUGGGUACCACGUGAAAAAAUCAUCACAACAAACACUUGGUCCUCGGAACUUUCCAAAUUGAUUGGAGAUGAAUACUGUUUUUUAGGUUUUGGUGGUAGUUGUUUUCAAAAAGAUGUUCUAAGCCUUGUUUAUCUUGCUGAAUCUUUAAAUCUCCAUGAAGUUGCGGAUUACUGGUUACAGGUUGUCGAAAUUAACAAAUGGCAAAGAAGACGAUUUGCUGAUAAAAUUGUUUCGGAGAUGUUUGAUACAGUAUCCGAUAAAAGAAUUGCAGUUUUCGGUUUUGCAUUCAAAAAGAAUACAGCGGAUACAAGAGAAUCUUCUGCUAUACAUAUUGUGAAGUAUUUGCUGGAUGAAAGUGCCGAAGUGGUUGUAUACGAUCCACGUGUGCCAGAAUCGCAGAUGCUGGAUAAAUUGUUUUCAUUUGCAAAAGAUCCAUACGAAGCAGCGAAGAAUUCACAUGCAAUCGUUAUACUUACGGAGUGGGAUGAGUUUAAGAACUAUGAUUAUAAGCGUUUGUUCAACUCAAUGGCUCAGCCGGCAUCGGUAUUUGACGGCCGAUUGAUUUUGGACCAGAAGAAGUUGCGUCAGAUUGGUUUUCGCGUGUUUGCAAUCGGUACAGCUUCACCGCAAACAUGCAAAGCAUGCUAUAAGUAUCAGUGGCCUGAAAUUUGCUGA
Gongylonema pulchrum is the source of this 984-nucleotide messenger RNA. The record is from the annotation of a GenBank genome assembly. Lineage: Eukaryota; Metazoa; Nematoda; Chromadorea; Rhabditida; Gongylonematidae.